AUGCCCACGUGGUUCGGUAGCCACGUGGCCUCGUGCUGGCCGCUAGAUGCCUCCUCCAUUUCUAGCCACGAGUUUCGCCGAAGUUUCUGGAAGGUCACGAGUCUGUCGGUUUGUUCAGCCAAAUCACCUAACUACCCUGAUUACGCCAACAUGGACAUGUGUCGUACUAAAGCAGAACAACAGAAAGAUCCUCAAAUUCUUAUGGAGUACCUCUGUAUCAGGGAAAACAUAAAUUAA
Molecule: messenger RNA, 237 nt
Organism: Sphenostylis stenocarpa
Lineage: Eukaryota; Viridiplantae; Streptophyta; Magnoliopsida; Fabales; Fabaceae
Source: the annotation of a GenBank genome assembly